AUGGACCGAUACCGGAAUAAACAGAUAGCCCCAACAUCGUCGAGUUCUGCCCGAAACGACACGGCCGAGACCAAAGAAGCGUCCUCGCCCAAGUCUGCACUCAGUUUAAGCAGCGUCGUGCGAAUGCGUGACUGCGGAGGACAAAUAGAGUCAAAUAUCAUUGCUGUCCCAGGAUACCGCACGCCACCCGUGCAGACGUGGAAUAUGAAAAGCGAACUCCGGGAAGCAGGCUUCUCGGUCAACUCCUUAUCGUCUCUCCACAUGUACAUCUAUCAGCCUGGUUACGAAGCUUCGGAUGAGUUUACAUGGGAUAGCUUCCUGCGAGUGGGGAGCGAUCUGGCAGAGGAGCUGGCCCGAAUUGCGACUGAGGCCUUGCUUCUGGCACAUGAGAACAUUCAAGAUCCACGAUUCAAGUUGGUGGUAGAAUGCCUCUCUGGGAUUCUUUUUCUGGGAACACCGCAUGCUAGCGUAUCAGACAAGGAUACUUUACUCCGACACAACCAAGUCCUCUACAGCUGCGCCAAGGUCGCGGUCCACAAGCAAGCAUCCAGGCUUCCACGGCACGAUGUGUUCCAGCUAGCAAACCUUGCGGCUGCUUUCGAACAAAUUGCUACUAUUCCUAUCCUGUCGGUCUUCGAAUACGAUGCACCGAGAUCUGGUGUGCCAAAGCUCUUCGGCAAAAAGAGCAAAGCGCUGGUGGAUGAGCAGCUUGCUACCAUUUCCUCCCACGCAGAGCAGCUUCUUGGUGUGCAUCUCACGCAUCCUGAGUUGUGCAAAUUGCCUAAGCUGAGCGACAACUCAUAUUCGGCAAGAGACUUUCUACGAUUUCUGCUCGCCAAUUUUGCGAGUAACAAGAGAUGGUCCGCCGACGCUGCAUCUCUGACAAGCAUCCAACCCUCUCCUGCUGAUCCAUUGAAUCCAUUGAACCUUGCGCCGAUUCCUUCACUCAGGACACAAGAUGUGCCAUCCUGUGUCUCCAAGGAUAUUCCCGUUGCUCAAAAGCGAGCGACGGGGCUCAGUCUGCACUCACCCAUGCCGUUGCAUACCAUGUCCAACAACAGCGACACAAGCUCCCUUUGCGAUCUUGGGACAUGUAGAUUGCCAUGUUUUAUGGUGCCUCAGUCUCGGAAUCCAGAUUUUGUCGGCAGAACGGACAUCCUCGACCGGAUAGACGAGCAUCUUCACUCGUCUGCUCCAUCAGCCCGCCGGCAGGACCAGCAAACCUGCUUUUUUGCCCUCUGCGGAAUGGGAGGUAUUGGGAAGACUGAUCUUGCUGUAGAGUACGCCUACUCUCGAAGGGACAAGUUUGACGCCAUCUUCUGGCUUGAGGCGGGCGGUGUGUCGCAGCUGGCAUCUGAUUUUGGUCGCAUACCAACUCAGUUGGGGCUUCAAACUGCAGAAGAAGCUGAAAGCCUCGAGUCAAGCAUAGAAAUCGCAAAAUCCUGGCUGGCCAACCCCUUCGCCACUGAAGGUGGGGAGGCUUGCCGGUGGCUACUCAUAUUCGACAACGCGGACAACCUGGACAUCAUUACCAAUUACGUGCCUCAUCAGGGCAAUGGUGCGAUACUUGUGACGAGCCGGGACCCAUUUGCGAAAGACCAUUUCUUCACAAAUGGUUCUGGUAUUGACCUCGAUCCUCUGCCUCUAGACGACGGCGCAACUCUGUUGCACAACCUCAUCACCAAGUCAGAUGAUUCUCGCAGUGCGGAUGAGCAAGAGGCAGCGGUCGAACUGGCGACACACCUUGACGGGCUGCCGCUGGCCGUCGCGCAGAUAGCUGCUUUUAUACGCCGCAGACACUUGUCAAUCCGAGAGUUUGUCAGCCUUUAUAGCAAUGACGCCCGAUAUGCGGAAAUCCACAACAUCGGUAGUCCACUGCAACAACGGCGAUACGGCUAUACCCUCGCCACAGCCUACAGCUUUCAGGGGCUCAACGCGAAUGCUACUCGACUGCUUCGUGUCCUUGCUUUCCUUAACCCUGACAGAAUGCAGGAGCUCAUUUUCGUCAACGCAAACGUCCCAACAACGACAAACGAGCCCUGGACCCAUUCUACCUUUGACGAUGCGCGCUACGAACUUCUCGCUUCCUCCAUCGUCAAACGCAACAUUGCCAAAAAAGAGCUGUGGAUUCAUAGAUUGAUGCAAGCCGAGGUUCGCACUCGCAUGGAUGAUGGCGAUCGGUACCAGACAUUUAACGACGCGGUUGCGUUACUCUCCAAGGUUUGGCCACCUGGUGACCAUUGCAGUCAAAAGGUGCAGCGAUGGAGACUCUGCGAAGACCUUUUACCACAUCUAGAGCGAUUUCAUCAGCUCUUCAUCGAGUACUCCGCAACCUGGUCCCAGUAUGAUGUUGACCCAGCGCUCCCAACACUCCUUAACGAGGCCGCAGUCUAUCUUCACGAGCGGGGCUUCUCACAGGAAGGCAAAGUGUAUCUCAGCCUCGCCCUUGAGCUCUGUAAGCGAGCCAAUAUUACAACAGAGCCACUGAUCAGCGAUAUGCAUCUCAAUAUGGGCGCUUUGUCCAAUGAGACAAACGAUGCUGUCGCAUGUCUAGAACACAACAUCGUAUGCCUUGAAAUUCGAAAAUCCGAGGCUGCCAAAGGCCGCGCACCGGACUUGAGACUCGCUUUUGCUUAUAGCCAGAUGGGCAUCGCAUACAUGAUGAUACGCAAGUUUGCGCUGGCCACGGCAUACUUCAAGCAGAGCGUCGAGAUGCUCAAGAUCAUCGACGGAGACCCAGACGACUUUGGGUUCCCCGCGUGUAAUCUAGGGCUAUCAUACUGGGUGCAAGGGGACCUUGACAACGCGGAUCGGACGCUCAAGGAUCUUCUCGCGCAACGAGAGCAGCUGCAUGGAAAAUUGGACACCGUAUCCUACAAAACGGGAAGAGUUCUUCAGGCUCUGGGCAAUGUGCGGGCGGGCAAGGCCAGUCGCGCAGAGAUGGAGGGCGACGGGCUGAGAGCCGCCAGGUUGUGGGACGAGUCUUUGCAGUUCCACAAAGAUUGCCUUCAGCAGUACGAAUCUACUCUUGGCAAAUUUAAUCACCGCACAGCCGAUGCGUGCCACAAGCUGGCCGAGCAUUACAUCCGACAGGGAAAGGAUGUCAUGGCACAGUGA
Cordyceps fumosorosea ARSEF 2679 is the source of this 3117-nucleotide messenger RNA. RefSeq names its product tetratricopeptide repeat domain-containing protein. The transcript has 7 exons. NCBI's taxonomy places the organism in Eukaryota, Fungi, Ascomycota, Sordariomycetes, Hypocreales, Cordycipitaceae. Bases 1 to 3117 code for a protein of 1038 amino acids. Gene Ontology annotation, molecular function: ADP binding; protein binding. The record is from RefSeq and is a predicted model, not a curated record.